UCUUAUCCCAUAAUAAAACCGCGUUCCCCUCACGCCUUAAGCGCUGCUUUUGCUUUUGCUUCCUCCAACUUGAACCCUCUCUCCUCUCCUCAUACCCAUUUCUUCAUUCUCUGGCACCCUAUUUUUGGCCUUGUUCCGCAUCUCCUACCCCUCUCCUCUGCUGCAUGCAACCAUGAAGAUUUUCAACCCCUCCAAAUGCUUUCUCCAGAACGUGGUGUGUCCUUUCGACACCCUCUUCAUCAUUAAAAGGUUUAAGCCCUUCGAUCUGGGUCUCUCCCACCUCCACCAAUUCCAAUUCCUAUCCUACUAUUGAAACCAAAUCCCUCGUUCAUCUCACCCACAUCGCUAUCUUCAUUCACCACACCCCAGCCUCCAAAUGGACCGGCGAUCCCAUCCCACGGGCACCGUCAGCACCCGGAACAUCCUCUUCAACAAGUACGAGAUUGGAAAAUUGCUGGGACAGGGCAACUUCGCCAAGGUGUACCACGGCAGAAACCUCAGCACAAACGAGAGCGUGGCCAUCAAAGUCAUAAAAAAGGAAAGGCUCCAGAAAGAGAGGCUCGUGAAGCAGAUCAAACGCGAGGUCUCCGUCAUGCGCCUGGUGCGUCACCCCCACAUCGUCGAAUUAAAAGAGGUCAUGGCCAACAAAGCCAAAAUCUUCAUGGUUGUCGAAUACGUCAAGGGAGGGGAACUCUUCGCCAAGGUAGCAAAAGGGAAGAUGAAGGAAGAUGUCGCCAGAAAGUACUUUCAGCAACUCAUCAGCGCCGUCGAUUUCUGCCACAGCCGCGGCGUCACCCACCGCGAUCUCAAGCCGGAGAAUCUGCUCCUCGACGAGAACGAAGACCUUAAAGUCUCCGACUUUGGCCUGUCGGCGCUACCGGACCAGCGCAGAUCCGACGGGAUGCUCCUCACGCCGUGCGGCACGCCGGCCUACGUGGCGCCGGAGGUUCUCAAGAAGAAGGGCUACGAUGGGUCGAAGGCUGAUAUAUGGUCCUGCGGGGUCAUCCUCUUUGCUCUUCUUUCUGGCUAUUUGCCCUUUCAAGGUGAAAAUGUGAUGAGAAUUUACAGCAAGUCUUUCAAAGCCGAUUAUGCAUUCCCCGAAUGGAUUUCCCCUGCGGCCAAAAACUUGAUCUCCAAUUUACUCGUUGUGGACCCGCAAAAGAGGUAUUCCAUUCCAGACAUCAUGAAGGACCCUUGGUUUCAAAUUGGUUUCUUGAGGCCCAUUGCGUUUUCCAUGAAGGAGUCUGCGCUUGAAGAUAACAUUGAUUUCAGCGGGGAUGAUGUUCCUAGUCCUGGUAGUGAUGAUGGUAAUAGCAGCAGCAACAACGAGGAUGGGGAGUUGACGGGGGCUAAGCCUGCUCGUCCGUCUUACAACGCUUUUGAGAUAAUCUCGUCCUUGUCGCAUGGGUUCGAUCUGAGGAAUUUGUUUGAGACGAGGAAGCGGUCGCCGUCAAUGUUCAUUUCCAAGUUUUCGGCUUCGGCGGUGAUGGCGAAGCUGGAGGGGGUGGCCAAGAAGCUGAACUUUAGGGUGACGGGGAAGAAGGAGUUCAUGGUGAGGAUGCAGGGGGCGACGGAAGGGAGGAAGGGGAAGCUGGCCAUGACGGUGGAGGUAUUCGAGGUGGCGCCGGAGGUCGCGGUGGUCGAGUUCUCCAAGUCCGCCGGAGACACGCUUGAAUACCUUAAUUUCUGUGAGGACCAAGUCAGACCUUCGCUCAGGGAUAUUGUGUGGAGUUGGCAAGGGGACGCUAAUUGCCACCAGUAACUAUUCAAUUCAAUUUAGAUUAUUGCAGCAUGUAAUAAAUAUCUGGAGUUUGGGAUGUUGAUUGAACAUAAUAAGAAUUAAGAAUCAUCUUGAUUGACCCUUCUUAGUUCUUAUUAUUUCCUCCUCUUAAGCUUAUGACUUUCUGUUGUAUUUCUUUUUAAGAUUAAGAGUUAAGACAGAGGACAUCCCGUUAAUCUGUAUGAUGUCAGAAUUUGUUCUAUGCUAGACUACUCGAUCUGGUAUUUCAGAUUGUUCCUGCAAAACGGCAAAAGAGAUUGCUAAAUUGGUAUUACAAGUCCAGGCCAAUUACUAUUCAAAAGAGAUUGGUAAUUUGGUGGGAUUAUAAGUCCAAGCCUCUCUGGUUAUUCAAAAAUAUUUAUCUGUACAGCAAUAUAUUGAUUGCCUUAGGUUUCUAGUAUAAAAUAGCUCUCUAGGUAUUCAAAAACAUUUAUGUUGCUAUAUUU
Molecule: messenger RNA, 2226 nt
Organism: Glycine soja
Lineage: Eukaryota; Viridiplantae; Streptophyta; Magnoliopsida; Fabales; Fabaceae
Product: CBL-interacting serine/threonine-protein kinase 5-like
Exons: 1
Coding region: 377-1762 (461 amino acids)
Biological process (GO): signal transduction; protein phosphorylation
Molecular function (GO): protein kinase activity; ATP binding
Source: RefSeq, a predicted model, not a curated record